UGCCUUCUUCUGCAAGUCUUACUCCAGCACGAUCUAGCAGUCCUUCAUAAUACAAAAUAUGAUCGCAUUAAAAGCUCAGCUUAAAAGUAAUUUUGUUCUAUCAGUGACGAAGAAGAUGAGACGGAGCACGUAGAGAAAGAGUGGACGCAAAUGAUGUCCCUUGCAAUUGAUUUUGGUACACAAGUAAAGCCGAAGAUGGUCAUGCAGUUUGGAUUUACCGACGAUGGUCACUUGACGUGGCUAAAGUUCGGAAGCAAAGAUGAAAAUGUCGUGUUAGCUCCAUCGCAUUUUCUAGGAUUUCGAAUGAUGCUCUUAAACAUCAUUGGUCCGUCUGCAAUCGCCCUAAACAAUACGCGCGUCUUUGAGAUGAUUGUUAUUGCCUCUGAAGCGUGCAUGCUGAUUACCAAGGGUAUCAUCUUGGUUGCGUUCUUCGGACUGGUCGCAUACAUGAUGGUUUCAGGAGCGCGAAGUGCGUUGCGACAAAGUCGACUAAAAAGUAGGGCAUGCAAAUCAGACGUAUUACCGUAAACUAAGCGCGAAAGGACAAAUAGAGCAUCAACCACGCCUUAUGACGGCUCGCGUCCAGCCGCUUAAUGGUAUCACUGAGCAUUUCCGAAGGAACCAUGGAAAGUGUACUCCAUAAUUGUUUUUGUCGCUGUUCUUCUUGCAAUCACCUCUCAAUCUCACCGCCGCCGUAACGGUGCUUGACGCGAUCGAACAAAAUCUGGCCAAGUACGAGUGAAGUAAGCAGGCCAGCGUCUUCGUCAGUCUCGGCGUCUUGUCCGAACACAACAUACGUA
Molecule: messenger RNA, 800 nt
Organism: Meira miltonrushii
Lineage: Eukaryota; Fungi; Basidiomycota; Exobasidiomycetes; Exobasidiales; Brachybasidiaceae
Exons: 1
Coding region: 154-528 (124 amino acids)
Source: RefSeq, a predicted model, not a curated record